AUGGAUGAUGAUGAAUUCGGCGCUGACGACGAUAUCCUGGCCGCUCUGGCAGAUGCCCAGCCAGGUCCUUCGAGGCCGCCUCAACAACGGCCUGUCCCCCCUAGAUUCCAGCAGCCUACUCCGCAACGGCUUGAUAGAGCGCCGUCGUCAAACGCCUCCUCAAGUUCAGGUGCCAAGGUUGUGCAGCCCACUCCGCAAGCACUUCCGUCCCGGUCGUCUGGGUCGUCAAUCCUCGUUUCGCCUAGGCAGAAGGGUAACCCGGUGCUGGCUUGCUUGAAAUCUGUUCCGUGGGAGUACAGCGACAUUCUGGCAGACUACGGGCUGGGAUUGACGACUUGCGCUCUUUUUCUGAGUCUCAAGUACCAUCGCCUGCACCCGGAAUACAUUUACACGCGCAUCCGCAACCUGCAGCACAAGUACAAUCUGCGCGUCCUCCUAACCCUAGUCGACAUACCCAACCACGAGGAAUCGCUGCGCGAGCUGGCCAAGACGUCGCUAGUCAACAACGUGACGCUGAUCCUCUGCUGGAGCGCCGCCGAGGCCGCACGCUACCUCGAGCUGUACAAGUCAUACGAGCACGCCGGGUUCGGCGCCAUCCGCGGGCAGCAGGCCACGAGCUACGCCGAGAAGCUGGUCGAGUUUGUGACGGUGCCGCGCAACAUCAACAAAGCCGACGCCGUAGCCCUGGUCAGCACCUUUGGCAGCCUGCGGCACGCCGUCAAUGCCGACCCGGAGCAGGUCGCCGUUGUGGGCGGUUGGGGGGAGAAGAAGGUGAAGAGCUGGUGCAAGGCCGUCGAGGCGCCGUUUCGAGUCCAAAAGGCUGCCAAGAGGAAGGCGACGAGGGUCACCGCUGCGGUGCCCAUUGGAGGCGUGUCUAGCUCGGCGGCGGCGGCGGCAAGGAAGGAGUUGGCUGCUUCAAGAAAUGCAGAUGUCGCCGAGGACGAAGCGGAAGAGGAGGCUUUGAUUGCGGCGGCGGAGGCCACGCCCGUUCCGGCUACGGCUCCGGCCCAGAAGGGCGAUCAUCACUUGAGUGAAGGCGUAGCUGCCGCGUUGGCAAGACUGAGAGAGAAGGGCUAA
Canariomyces notabilis is the source of this 1077-nucleotide messenger RNA. Its product is annotated as DNA repair protein rad10. NCBI's taxonomy places the organism in Eukaryota, Fungi, Ascomycota, Sordariomycetes, Sordariales, Chaetomiaceae. The coding region runs from base 1 to 1077 and encodes 358 amino acids. The record is from RefSeq and is a predicted model, not a curated record. Gene Ontology annotation, molecular function: damaged DNA binding; single-stranded DNA binding. Gene Ontology annotation, biological process: UV-damage excision repair; mitotic recombination. The transcript is spliced from 2 exons. Gene Ontology annotation, cellular component: ERCC4-ERCC1 complex; nucleus; nucleotide-excision repair factor 1 complex.